UCACUGUCUAUUAACAAUGGCAGAAGCUCUUCUCAAUGUCAUCUUUGACAAGCUAACCGAUGAAGCCUUCAAUAAAUUUGCUCGCUCUCAGGAGAUUGAUUCUAAGCUCAAUGACCUGAAGAUCACACUGACCCAAAUUAAAGCUCUGCUUAAUGAUGCUUCUCACAAGGAAAUAACCAAUGAAUCUGUGAGACUAUGGCUGAAUAGUCUCCAACAUUUGGCUUACGAUAUCGAUGACGUCCUUGACGAUGUGGCUACCGAAGCUAUACAUCGUGAGCUGACACAGGAAUCGGGAUCAGUCAUCAGCAAGGUAAGAAAGCUCAUGGUCCCAAGUUUCUUCACAAAAUUCUCACUAAGUCAUAGGUUGUCUCCCAAGUUAGAUAGUAUUACCACCCAGUUACAACAACUAGAAAAACGAAAGUCUGAUCUGGGUUUGAUUGUGAGAGAUGAUAAGCCAAAAAGUAGUAGUAGGCGAAACGAAACCUCUUUGCUAGAAUCUGAUGUUGUUGGGCGAGAAGGUGAGAAAGAGAAGUUGAUCAACAAGUUGUUGCAGGAUGAACCAUCUAAACAAAACUUUGUUAUUGUGCCCAUCGUUGGUAUGGGUGGGGUGGGGAAAACCACUCUGGCAAGAAUAUUGUAUAACGAUACACGGGUGAAAGGUCACUUUGAACUCAUGAUAUGGGUUUGUGUUUCCGACGUGUUUGAUAUAUUUAAAAUAAGUGAAACCAUCUUCCAAUCAGUGGCUACAGAAAACAAGCAGUUUAAAGACAUAAAUCUGCUUCAAACUGCUCUGAGAGAGCAACUUAAGGACAAAAGAUUUCUUCUAGUACUUGAUGAUGUUUGGAAUGAAAACUAUGACGACUGGGAAAACCUAGUGCGUCCAUUUCAUUCUGGGGCUACUGGAAGUAGGGUAAUCAUGACAACUCGCAAGCAUCAACUGCUUAAAAAGAUAGGUUUUAAUCAUUUAGACCAUCUUGAGAGUUUGUCACAUGAAGACGCUUUGUCUUUAUUAGCUCUACAUGCAUUGGAUGUAGAUAACUUUGACUCACAUACAACACUUAAACCACAAGCUGAAGGUAUUGUAAAAAAAUGUGGUGGUUUGCCUUUAGCUUUAAAGGCAAUUGGAAGGUUACUGAGGGCAAAAACCGAAGGAGAAGAAUGGAAUGACGUGUUAAACAAUGAGAUAUGGAAUUUAGAAAAUGCUGAUGAAAUUGUUCCUGCCCUAAGGCUCAGCUACCAUGAUCUUUCUGCUGAUUUGAAGCGCUUGUUUGCAUACUGCUCUUUGUUCCCAAAGGACUUUUUGUUUGACAAGGAGGAGUUGAUAUUAUUAUGGAUAGCUGAAGGGUAUCUGAACGAGUCAACUGCAAACAAGUCACCAGAACGCUUGGGCCAUGAAUAUUUUGAGAAAUUGCUAUCAAGGUCCUUUUUUCAACCUGCACCUAAUGGUGAAUCGUUUUUUGUGAUGCAUGAUCUCAUGAACGAUUUGGCUGCAUUUGUUGCUAGAGAAUAUUUUUUAAGGUUUGAAAAUCAGACGGAGAUGGCAGUGGAAGCUUUAGCCAAGUACCGACAUAUGUCAUUUAUGCGUGAGGACUAUGUAGGUUUCCAGAAGUUUGAGGCAUUUCAAAGAGCAAGAAGUUUGAGAACACUGUUAGCUGUAUAUGUUGGGGUAGAACAAAGCUGGAACACGUUUUACAUAUCCAAUAAAAUUUUGGUUGACUUACUUCCUCAGCUAAAACUGUUACGGGUUCUUUCUUUGAGCCGUUUUGACAUAAGUGAGGUACCGGAUUCCAUCUGUCAUUUGGACCACUUGAGGUAUCUUAAUUUGUCUCGAACAAAUAUCUCAAAGUUACCAGAGAAUGUUGGUAAUCUUUACAAUUUACAAACAUUGAUCGUUUUUGGUUGUAAGAGCUUGAGUACAUUGCCUAAAAGCUUCCUAAAGCUCAAAAAGUUGAGGCAUUUUGACAUCAGGGAUACUCCACUUUUAGAGAAGCUACCCUUGGGGAUUGGUGAGUUAAGAAACCUUCAAACUCUCACCAAGAUUAUCAUUGGAGGCGAUGGUGAAUUUGCAAUAACCGAGCUUAAGGGAUUAAAGGAUCUCCAUGGGGACAUUUCCAUAGAGGGGUUGAACAAAGUACAAAGCUCAAUGCAUGCACGAGAGGCGAACUUAUCUUUAAAAGGGAUUAAUAAGUUAGAGUUGAAAUGGGAUGAUGUUUCAGGAAGGGAAACACUUGAGAAGGAGAUUCUCAAUGAGUUAAAGCCCCAUAGUGAUAAGUUGAAAAUGCUUGAGGUUAAGUAUUAUAAGGGAAUAGAGUUUCCAAAUUGGGUUGGGGAUCCGUCUUUUCAUCAAUUGGUUCAGGUGUCGCUACAUGGUUGUAGAAAAUGUACAUCUCUACCGCUGCUUGGGCGGUUACCUUCACUUAAGGAGUUGUUGAUUCAAGGAAUGGAUGAUGUUAAAGUCAUCAGUUUGGAGUUAAGUAGGAGUACGGAUGUUACCUUCCCUUCACUUGAAAUUCUAAGGUUUGAAGAUAUGUCUAGUUGGGAGGUAUGGUCAACCAAUAGCGAAGUAAUGUUUCCACGCCUUCGAGAGCUUCAAAUAAUCAAAUGUCCCGAUUUGAUUGAUGUCUCACUUGAAGCAUUACCUUCACUAAGAGUUUUGAGGAUAGAGGGAUGUGGUGAAAGUGUGCUGAGAAGUCUGGUUCAAGCAGCUUCAUCAACCACUAAAUUGGAAAUAAGAUCAAUUUUUGGGCUUACGGAUGAGGUGUGGAGAGGUGUCAUCGUGAAUUUUGGGGCGGUUGAAGAGCUAUGCAUACGAGAUUGUGAUGAGAUAAGAUACCUAUGGGAAUCAGAUGUAGAGGCAAGUAAAGUUCUUGUAAAUUUAAAGGAAUUGAAGGUAUGGAGAUGUAAAAAAUUGGUGAGUUUAGGAGAGAAAGAGGAGGAUGAGGAUAACACUGGGAGCGACCUCUUAUCAUCUCUUAAGAAGUUGGAUAUAAAGUUCUGUGAAAGUAUGGAGCGUUUGUGUUGUCCAAAUAGCAUUGAGAGUUUAUAUAUCUAUCAGUGUAAUUCAGUUAGAGAUGUCUCCUUCCCAAGAGCAACAACAACAGGUGGAGGAGGGCAGAAUCUCAAGUCACUUACUAUAGAUAUACGUUGUUGUGGAAAUCUGAAAUCAAUAAAUCAAUUGAGUAACUCCACUCCCCUCACCUCUUUGACAAUAAGAGAAUGUAAAAACAUGGAGUUAUCUUCUGAUCUUCAUCAGCUAUCAAAUCUCACCAGGUUGACAAUAGAUGGUUGUAAAAGCAUAGAGUCAUUUUCUGACCUUGAGCUAUCAAACCUCACCAGGUUGGAAAUAGCAGUUUGUGAAAGCAUAGAGUCAUUUCCUAACCUCCAUCUGCCAAAUCUCACAGAACUGAAGAUUGUAAGUUGCAAAAACAUGAAGGCAUUUGGUGACCUGCAGCUACCAAAUCUAAGCUGGUGGAUGAUAUGGGAUUGUGAAAAUCUGGAGUCAUUUCCUGACCUUCAGCUAUCAAAACUCACCAUGUUAAAAUAUAUGACUAUCUCCAGUUGUCCAAUGAUUGAUGCUUCCUUUCCUCGUGGGCUUUGGCCUCCCAAUUUGGUUAGGCUUACAACAGGGGGGUUGAAAAAGCCCAUCUCAGAAUGGGGCUAUCAGAAUUUCCCACCUUCCCUUGUUGACCUAACAUUAUUCAAUGAACCUGAUGUGAGGAAUUUCAGUCAAUUGUCCCUCCUUUUCCCUUCUUCUCUUACAUCUCUAUACAUACCUGGAUUUGAUAAUCUGGAAUCAGUUUCAACGGGACUCCAACACCUCACAUCCCUUCAACAUCUCAGGAUUAGCUAUUGCCCAAAGCUGAACGAUCUACCAGAGACGCUGUUACCUUCACUUUUGAGUUUGAGAAUCAUUGAAUGCCCAAAAUUGAAAGAAAGGUGUGAAGGAAGAGGCUCCCACUACUGGCCCCGAAUCUCUCAUAUCCCCUGCAUCUACAUGACAUGGACGACAGUGACAUAUCCUAAAGGAUCUUCUGGGUGAUGGAACAUUCACAGUUGACCAGGUCAAAUUCAAGAACAGAGAAAAGUCUCAAGGUGUCAAUUUUCAGGGAAAGUAUCUUGAGUAAAGUGCAGUAACACUCGCGCAUAUAAUUACUGAAUCAGCUAAUAACAGACAAAGUGUCGAUGACACAAGUGAUUUAUUCAUGAAAAUCAGUUGGAUUCAAUAUUCAAAGUGAAGGUCUUAAGAAAUUGUCAAACAUCGGACCAGAGGCUAAGUUAAAGGAAAGGUUCAAAGUGCUUAAUGAUGGACAAGAUCAUUUCUGUUGAAGAAAGAAGAUAUUCUGCAAAUCAACAACACACAUCCAAAAUACUUCAUAAUUGGUGGAAAGGAGGCUGGCUACAUCUAUUUCCAUAAUUUGGUUCAUUUACAUGCUCUACAAACAUCCUGAGAUUCAAGAUAAGGUUCAAUAAGAAAUCAAAGAAGCAACAAACAUGAGAAACAAAUUCAAGAUAAGCUUCAUGUAACUUGGAACAAAACUCUCGCAAGUCUAUCCUGCAUCUCAGUGGUAUGCAACUCAAAUAUUCAGCAAUUUCUCAUUCUUUAACUUAACCAAGCCUUUGACUAAUCAACAUGGUUACUAGUAGUUGUUGGAGUCGUUCAAAAUGGAUCGGAUUGGAUCAAUCCAAAGAACUUUUUGUCUAAAUUUAUAUAAAAAUUAUUAUUAUUAUUAUUAUUAUUAAGUGAUAGGGAUGCGGAGCUAAUCCAUGAUCUAGCAGACUGCAGACUCGUAUUUGGUGCAACCAGACAAUUUGAAGUUAUACGAGGAUAAGUAAUGGACAAAUAUCUCAACAAGCCACACGCGUGGACAAAUGCUAUAGGAACUUAUAACUGAUGAAGAAUCAAUGGAGAUUACCUCUGACGGCAAGUUACCACUAAUGAGGAUUAUGGAACUAGCCUAUGAUGUCAAUUGUCAAGUUACCAUCUGAUGAAGAUUGAGGGAACUUACCACUGAAGCGAGUUACCUCUAGUGAAGAUUGAUGAAGUCUCGCUAAUGAAGAAGAGAUGCCACGUGUUAGCCUAUCAUUUGACGAAGACAAUCUGUUGAGAGGAUGUUAUACAUAAUUGUCACUUGUCAAUUCCGUACGUCUCAACAAGAAUAUAGAUACAUGAGUCUGCAUUGAUAUUAUUAUCACUUGACCCCAUAGUUUAAUGUGUGCAAAUUCAGAGAAAAUUUGCAUGUCACCCUCUUCAUAGCUAGAGCGUUAGCUAGAAAACCAUCUGUAAAUUCAAUUUUAAUUUAUAACUAGUUUUACAUGAUGUAUUGAAACAAUCGAUUUUGAUGAAUACCUUGUGCUUAUAGCAAUUGUUCUUCUA
Molecule: messenger RNA, 5374 nt
Organism: Helianthus annuus (common sunflower)
Lineage: Eukaryota; Viridiplantae; Streptophyta; Magnoliopsida; Asterales; Asteraceae
Product: putative disease resistance protein RGA1
Exons: 5
Coding region: 17-4039 (1340 amino acids)
Biological process (GO): defense response to other organism
Molecular function (GO): ADP binding
Source: RefSeq, a predicted model, not a curated record